Messenger RNA from Apis cerana (Asiatic honeybee), 1516 nucleotides. RefSeq lists its product as uncharacterized. The record is from RefSeq and is a predicted model, not a curated record. Lineage: Eukaryota; Metazoa; Arthropoda; Insecta; Hymenoptera; Apidae. Gene Ontology annotation, molecular function: DNA binding. Gene Ontology annotation, biological process: regulation of transcription by RNA polymerase II. Gene Ontology annotation, cellular component: transcription regulator complex; nucleus.
UUAUUUUUCAGCAUACUUAACGACCGAUUUUUAGAACGCGACACAAACUUUAGUAUUCUCAACAAUUGAGGAAACUUUUAAUUACAUCAUUGUGCAAUGAAUUUAAAUUUUGUUAUUCAUUUCAAACAACAAUAUUUAUAUUAUCAAAUUAAAAACAUAGGAUCGAGUUUUCAAUAUUGACGACAAUAAUUUAUUUCUUCGAACGAUUUUCAACGGACGAAAUGGUGCCGACGAUGCCGCCUGAUUCGCAUAAAAUUUCAUUGAAGAUUAUUGAAGCGAUAAAACAACAUCCAGUUUUAUAUAGUGCUGAAGUAAAAGGUUCUUCUAUUAAGCUUCAAGAAUUUCGACAGAAGGUUUGGAAAAGGAUUUCGGAUGAACUUGGUCUUGAUCCUACAUGGGUGAGAUUAAGAUGGAAAAAUUUAAGAGAUACUUACUGUCGUAUACUUAAAUAUAAAAACAAAACAGAAAAAGGAGUUCGUAGGAAAAAAUGGAUUUUUGAAGAUCAUCUUAGUUUUCUGAAGUUUCCGUAUGAAUCAGAUUAUCAACCUCAAAGUAUAGAAUUAACUGAAGAUUACAUUCAGGAUAUAAAUGCAGGUGGUAUAAGCUCUGAAGGUCUUUUAGAACAAUUAGAAGAUCGAAAUGAUGAAGAUUAUAGUGAAUAUUUGGAGGUUCUAGAAGAAACAACUGCAGAUCCAAUUUUAGAUCGUGAUUCUAUAGAAUUAAAUGAUCAUAGCAAUAAUGCAGUAAAAAAUGUGGAAGUAGAAAAUACAAUGCAACAUGAUAUUGAUUCAUACGCUCAACAAAUUCAAUCAAAAUAUAGAAAAAUAAGACCAAAGAAAAUGAAAAUCGAAUCACUGGAUGUGCCUGCAACUUACAGUAUUUUAAAAACUUCACCUUUUAAAAAUAAGACAGUUGAUACAUCAAUUUUUGUUACUGCACCAACUGCAAAUAAUUCUACAAAAAAUUCUUCUAAAAUAGAAGAUACACAGAACAAUUAUGAUCAAGUUUAUUUAGCUCCUGAAGGAAAAAGUAGUAUAGAACUUUUUUUUGAUAGUAUGGCACAAACUGUUAAACGACUCCCUCCAAAAGCUCAAGCAGAUAUUAAAAUGAAUAUUUGUAAAAUUGUAACAGAAGCAGAAUUAAGGUAUUCUGGACGUAAUACACCUCAGAGUACUCAACAAUUUAUAGCUCCACCUGGAAUGAUUCCUAAAUUAGUUCUCAUUCCAUGUAAUAUGAUUGAUGGACAAAAUAACAAAGGUUAAUUUUUUAUGACAAUGAUUUCUACCUGAUGAAAGAAUUAUUGUGAUUUAUUGUAAUAUAAAAUUCGUUUAUCUUAUUAUAAAAAACUACUAUAAAAAGUGAAAAAUAUUAAGCUAAAGAAAUAGUUCAAAUAAAAAUGAUUUUUCUAUUUAAUGUUGUGUUUCAUCUUUUUAUAAUAAACUGAAAAAAGAAUGUAUAUAAAUAAUAUCGUUAUAUUUUAAGCUGUUGUUAUAUAAAUAUAGUUAUUUUAAUAUAA